AUGGCACGCUCGACAACCAUUAAGGACGCACUGAAGCGCUGGCAGGAGGAUCACGAUGGGCAGAAUCCAAUCGAAGCGGAGGAUAUUCAGUUACAGUUCCGAUGGCCUCCGAUCGAGCGAAUGGACGGCACGCUCGGUACUCUAGUUAACUGCCAAAAGUUAAGUUUGUCCUCGAACAUGAUCGAAAAAAUAACUGGUCUGAAUGGAAUGAAAAAUUUACGAAUUCUCGCCCUUGGAAGGAAUUACAUCAAAUCGUUUAACGGGCUUGAAGCGGUCGGAGACACUCUGGAAGAACUCUGGAUCAGCUACAAUCAGAUCGACAAGCUGAAGGGUGUGGAAAGCCUACGCAAACUAAAGGUGCUCUACAUGGCGAACAACGCCGUGCGCGACUGGACCGAGCUGGCGAGGCUACAGGCUAUCUCGGGGACGCUGGAGGAUCUGGUGUUCGCCGGUAACCCGCUCGUGGAAAACCUCGACGAAGCGGUGUAUUUCCGGGAGGUUACCAAACGGUUGCCUACGCUUAAGAAGCUCGAUGGCAUCCCCAUGCUGACAGACGAUGACGAAUAA
Molecule: messenger RNA, 567 nt
Organism: Anopheles coustani
Lineage: Eukaryota; Metazoa; Arthropoda; Insecta; Diptera; Culicidae
Product: dynein axonemal light chain 1-like
Exons: 3
Coding region: 1-567 (188 amino acids)
Cellular component (GO): cytoplasm
Molecular function (GO): protein kinase binding
Source: RefSeq, a predicted model, not a curated record